AUGGUCUGUGACGACGGCCUCACUCCAUCGCCUCUUAUCACGCGCAAGUCGCUCCGAAGACUAGCAUCAACAAGAGGAUUCAAACCGCGCUCUGAAUCUACCUGGAUACGCGUGUUUGAUGGCCUUGAACCCUAUGCUGUGGAUGCCCCGAGCAAGCUGUUAAAAGUGUCGCCAUAUACUACCGUCGAAGACGUAAACAAGAAACUUGGUUUCAAUGAGGAGUUGACGCUAUGGGUGCAGAUAGGAGGAGAAAAUUCUCGACGACUAGAAUUGAAUGAGUUCCCAUUCCAAAUACAGGAGAAGUUUUUAAUUAGUAAUGGUUGGAAGUCAGAGCCAAGGCGACAGCGGCUUGCGGUUGAUCCGGAGUUACGUCAUAGUCUGCGUUGGUGUGCUGGACCUUCCAGUCGGUCUGGUGGUGUAUUGCGUUCAGGCACUGUUUAUGUUCUAAAAGGGCACGUGUUCCCACAAUGGAAGCCGCGACAAGCCCACAUCAUUGGAUCGCAAUUACAUACACACGGUGUGUCCUGGGAUAUGUUGGAGCUCAAUGGGGGUACUAUUGAAAUGUGUCAACCGAAAGCCCAAAAACUAGUCCUCUGCGUAAAGCUUCGUUGUCAAGGCAAUGGUGUACUUGACACGGGAGUCAAUCAUUUAUUUCUGGGGUUCAAUACAAUUUGGGAGCGCAACAUGUGGUGCCGUUGGUUAAAAGAGUGUAUUGUAAUGGUUGAGAGUAAUAAAAUGAAAUGUGAAGACGAGGAGAUAGACAGCUUGGAUGUUUUCUCUCAGCAAAAUGAAGAUGUGUUCUUGGAUAGCUUGGAACCAGCUACUUAUAGAGAGAAAUAUGAAAACUCGGGCACUCAAAGUACACAGCCACCAAAUGUGUUAGACUUGAGUGGUGGCGGACGUUCCUGUCUGCCGGUAGCUCUAAACCAGCACGCCUCAGAUGGGUUCGCGGUGAGAGUUUUAAGGAUGAGGAACAACACUCUACCAGCCCUGCCUCCACAAACAUGCAACCUGCUAGCCCUCACUCAUCUCGAUGUUAGCGACAAUAAAAUCAUUGAGCUACCAAAGGAGAUUUCACAUCUAACGCAAUUAGAAGAAAUAAACGUGAGCAACAACGAAAUAAAGUCGCUGGACUGUCUUUUACGACUCCCUCGUCUGAGAACUGUUGUAGCUGCUAGAAACUUGAUCACACAAUUCGGAGCCAAUGAAACUAGCCAAAUGGGUUUUCUAGAAGAAAAUAAGUCAGAAUAUCGUGCACCGCUUACGAAUGUUGACCUCCGAUACAAUAAAUUAAAAGGAAGCAUAAUUCUUGGUAAUUAUGAGCACCUGGUGACUCUUGAUGUCUCUCAUAACUCUAUUGAAGUUUUGGUGCUAUCAUCGCUUCGUGGACUACGAGAGCUGUAUGCAGCUCAUAAUUCUAUCCAGCACUUAGCCUUGCAUGGUGCUUCAUUACGUGUCCUACAUGCUCCGUACAAUAAUAUGGAGAGUUUGACAACAACGGUGCCACCAAUAAAUUUAGUGGAGAUGAACUUGACAUAUAAUAAAUUAUCAUCUUUACCACAGUGGAUCAGUGGUUGUUCAGAUCUGACCAAACUGUUUGCAAGUAAUAAUCAACUAACGUCCCUACCAGAACAUUUGUUUUGUAGUGAACUCUCAAGUUUGAGUCAUCUACAUUUAGCUCACAAUAAAAUAACAAAUUUUCCAUCUAUGCCUCGAUUAAGGUCACCGUUAAAGGAACUACUUCUUCAUGAUAACUGUAUACAGUCGUUGCCAGAAAAUUUCUUUUCCAUUUGUGAUAGGCUCUGUAUUUUAAAUUUAUCUAAUAAUAGAUUAAGUCGACUUCCUCGAGUAAGAGGAGCAUCUCCACAUUGCUUAGAGAACCUAUACUUAACAGCCAAUUGCUUAACCGAUGAUGUAAUAGAUGUUAUAAUUACAUUUCGUGGUCUUAAAAUAUUACACAUUGCACAUAAUUGCCUUACCAACCUCCCUGAAACAUGUUUAAACUUUUGGCCAGAAAUUGAAGAACUGGUUCUUUCUGGUAAUUCACUCUCGAAAUUGCCAGAUAAUUUGCCACAGAUGAAUAACAUAAAAAUUGUGAGGGCACAUUCAAACCGUCUUCGGUCAGUUCCAAUGUUUGCUUGCAGUGCUAGCGUUAAAAUUCUAGACUUUGCUCAUAACGAACUAGACAGCAUUGAUCUGCGUCUUUUAGCACCGAAGCAACUAAAAUUUUUAGACAUAUCAUGUAAUAAGAAGUUACAAAUGAAUCCCUCACAAUUUAAUGCUUAUAAAUGUCAACGACCUUUAAGCCUAGUUGAUGUCACUGGACAACAUGCAAAUUCUUUAUCACAAAAAAAUAAUUUUCAUGAAGAAUUAUGUGGCGGGACCCCGUGGGUAACUGGAUUUUCAGAAUGUCCAAAUAAAAAACUUCUCCUAUCUUGUGCUCAAAUACGACUUCCAUCGUUUUGUAACAAGGAAGGCUUAUUUGCUAUAAUCGACGGAGAAACAGAUAUCGAAGUUCCAAAAAUACUACAGUCAUGUCUUCCAGGAUUAUUACUUGAAGAAAAAUCUAUUAAGGAAACAGUCAAUGAAUAUAUGAAAUAUGUUAUACUAGCUGCACAUAGAGAAUUGAAACAAAAAGGGCAGACAAAAGGUGCAUGUCUUGUAAUGUGUCACUUGUCUCCUAUUAAUACUCCCGAUAAUAGUUUCGGACAACCCAUAAGACGAUAUAAUAUAAGAUUAGCGAAUGUUGGGAAUACAAAAGCAGUGUUAAGUCGUCGUAAUGGCCCUUUAUGUUUAGGUAUAGAUGAUAAUAAACGGUUAGGUUAUUCCUCAAGAUAUCCAAUUAAUGUACCUGAUCCCGAUAUUAUACAAACUGUAAUUAAAGAAGACGAUGAGUUUUUAAUAUUAGGAAACGCAAAAUUUUGGGAAUCCGUUACAGUCGAUACUGCGAUAUCAGAAGUGAGAGCUGAACGGAAUCCAGUAUUAGCAGCAAAGAGAUUACAAGAUUUGGCUCAAAGUUACGGAACAGAGGAUUGUAUAUCGGUGGUAAUUGUACGAUUUGAUACCGUUCGUUCCGAUGUAGAUUUAUUAAUGCGAGAAUUACGACAUACAAUCAACACAAACAAACCUGUAUGUAACCCCGACUGUUGUUGCUCUCGUUUAGAACCAUGUUGCCAUUCUAUUUCACCACCAAAAUCAAAUAGCGAUAGAUCUUCUCCAAGUGGACAAAGUGAUCGGCCUUCUAGUGAAACAGUCAGUCAUCAACACUACGCCAGUGUACGUUCUCAUAAUAGGGCUUCAGAAAGAAAACCAAGAGGCGGAGUUGCACGAGCAAUUCGAGUUCGAGUUGAAGAAGACAAAGAGACUGACAAAAUAAUUGACGACGUUCCCUCUUCAGAUGAACAAUUCAAAUGUUGGGAAUAUAUGCUAGAACAAAAUACACAAAUGCUAUUUGAUAAAGAGCUAGAUAAUCUUUCAAAAGGAAUUAAAUCAAAUACAAGCAGUUUAAGAAAUUUAAAGGGACUCUCAGGUAGUAGUCCCCAACUACAUCUAAAUACGAAACAAUCAAAACUACCGUUUCUCUCAAAACAUUUCGGGAGUGCUAGAUCUUUCGGUACUAAUAUAAAGCCUGAGUUUCGUUUCGGUUCAGGAAGAAUGCCUAAUGGUGGUCCCAAUGCUGCUUAUUUUGGUUCACUUCAAAGGUUAAUGCCUUAUCAUUUAGAAUAUGAUUUUGCAGUUAUUCAAGAAAAACAAACACAAUCACAGGACUCUCUGGAUCUUGAGGGCCGGAUGCAGCAAUAUUGGGGAGUUGCAACAACUGAACUUUAA
Molecule: messenger RNA, 3828 nt
Organism: Danaus chrysippus (African queen)
Lineage: Eukaryota; Metazoa; Arthropoda; Insecta; Lepidoptera; Nymphalidae
Source: the annotation of a GenBank genome assembly